This is a messenger RNA of Chironomus riparius, 2928 nucleotides long. The record is from the annotation of a GenBank genome assembly. NCBI's taxonomy places the organism in Eukaryota, Metazoa, Arthropoda, Insecta, Diptera, Chironomidae.
AUGGCAUUUACAAUGGCUUGUCAUGCGUUUAGAAUUUCUCAAACGGCGAUUAUUUUGACUUUAAUUAUUGCAAUUUAUUUUGCAAAUGCAGAAGAAAGUACUAAAGAUAGAAUUCAGAAACAUAGAGCAUGGUUAAAUCAAAGGACCGUUGAGAGGCAACUUAUGGGCUAUGUAGAAACUAAUGAUCCAUAUCAAAAAAUUAAAUACUUUAAGAAAUUGAUAAAAUUCAAAAACAAAAAUGAAACAGAAAAUGAAGUUUUUUUUGUUCCUCAAUCUGAAACUGGAAAAAUUAAUACGAAUAUUCCAGAAAACAAAAUUGUCAGUUCAGCAUCAAACGAUUCAGGAAGUAAAUUUUCUUACGACAUAAUUAAAAACAAUGGAGAAACACAUAUAAAAUUAAACAACAAUGAAACAUAUUUGCAAGAAAAUGCUUCUAAUGAAUUUACGGAGCAUGAUAUAAGCAUCGUUAAUGAAACCAUUAAAAAACAAAAAUAUAAUGAUAUAAAUUCAAGAACAAAUACAAAUCUUAUCGAAAAAGAACAAGUCGUUAAUAAAAAAGUUGAUGUUGACAUAAAUAAUAAUGGUAACAAACCUAAUAGAAAGAAUUCACUUAAGAUUUCUGAGAAGCAUUUGAACAAUUCAAAUAAUGAUUUUGAAAUACAAAAAUUCUUAAACGAGCAUGUAAAAUACAAUUCAAAUAAUACGACAAUUCAUAAAACAUGGUCGAAAUGGAGUUCUUGGAGUGCUUGCAGUAGAACAUGUGAUGAUGGAAUUAAAUCACAAUCACGGGAAUGUGUACUUAAAACAUAUCAAGGAGGCAAAAAAAAUAAUACAACAGUCAUUCAUUUGAAUGAAUGCAUUGGAUUAUACAAACGAUAUCGUAUUUGUAAUGAAAAGAAAUGCUCACACGUGCUUGAUUUUCGAAAACAACAAUGUAGUGAGUUUAACAAUCAAUCAUACAGAGGAAAACAUUACGAGUGGGAACCAUAUGUAAAAGAUGGAGCUGAGUGUGAAUUAAAUUGUAAACCUUUCAAUCAAAAAUAUUAUGCACGGUUAAAAGAACGUGUAAUUGAUGGAACAGAAUGUAACAUACUACAGUUUGAUCAAAAUAAGCUAGAAAAUUAUGAUAAAGCUGUGUGCAUUGAAGGAUUAUGUAAGGUUGUUUUUAAAAAUGGAGUAAUUCUUGGAUCAAGCAUUAAUACUGGAAAUGUGCGCUGUGGCAACAAUAUCUGUAGACCUGUGUCUCAAAUAUAUAGUAAAAACCCUCUUCCAAAUGGAUACAAUCAUAUCGCUACAAUACCAGCAACAGCUUCAAAUAUCACAAUUUUAGAAUUAGAGGAUAGUAUUAAUUUACUAGCUUUGAAGUCAACAGAGGCAAAGUUCAUAAUAAAUGGCAACUACACGUCAUCCCCGAUUGGAACUUAUAAAAUAGGUGGAGCAAAGUUCGAAUAUUUUAGACUUGAUGAAAAAAAUAAACUAGUGGGGAGUGAUUUAAGAAACGAUAGUGUGACAGAAUGGUUAACAAGCUCCGGUCCUCUUUAUGAACCAGUGCAUUUACUAAUGUUAUCACAGCAAAAGAAUACUGGUGUAAAAUAUGAGUAUUUGUUACCUAUUAAUCUUGCCAUAUCAGAAGAAUCUGAUUCGGAUUAUUCGGAAGAAAAUUUAGCUAUGAAUUCAAAAUUGAAAGCUGUAAAUAGACAAUCAAACGAUUUAAAAGUUAAUACUCGCAAGAAGAGAAAAUUUUUUUGGAAAAUUAUUGGCUUUACGGAAUGCAAUAAAUCUUGCGGCGGAGGGGUUCAGCAUCCACUAAUUCGUUGUGUUAAAGGCGAUGAUAAUAAUUUGAAAAUAUAUUCAAAGAAAAAAUGUGCACAUUUGAAAGCUCUAACACCAAAUGAAAAUUCAAUAAAGUGCAAUAAUCAUCCAUGUCCUGCAUUUUGGAAAAUAUCAAAUUGGAGUAACUGUAAAUGCGAAGAUUUUAACAAAUCUGUUAAAUCACGAGAAGUGAAAUGUGUACAAGAAUUGAUUUCAGGAGUUGUAAUUCAAGUAAAUGCUGGUGCUUGCAGUGAAGAACGUCCACAAAGCACUUUAUCCUGUGAGUGUAAAAGUUUUCAAGGCAAAACAGAAAACCCCAAAGCAAUCCAAAAUUCUUCAAUACUACAACAAAAUACACAAAACGACCAAAAUAUUAUUAAUAACCGAAAUAACAAAUUAAAAAUGCCUAAAUCAAAAAAAUCUGGAAUGUGGCUUAUAUCUGAUUGGAGUGAAGAGUGUUUAGGCGAAUGUGAUCAUAUGGGGCAACAAUUUAGGACCAUUUUCUGCGACAGAAGUACACCAAACAUGGAAAGAUGUGAUAUUCGUUUAACUCCAAAUAUUUACAGAGAAUGUGUUAAUAACGCACCAGAGUGUAUCGAAGGAUCGUGGUUUGUAGGUCCUUGGUCUAAAUGUAUUGGAGAUUGCUGGAACGCAUCAAGAUCCCGAACUGUAAUUUGCAUUAAAAUUGAUGGUUUUGCGGAAGAGAAUGAAUGCAACUUAAGCACUAAGCCACCAACUUUUGAAGAUUGUAAAAUCGAAGAAUUAAAAGAUUGUAGAGCAAAAUGGCACUAUUCAGAAUGGACAGAAUGCUCUAAAUCUUGCGGAAAUGGUAUGCAGAAAAGAACAGUCAAGUGUUUGGAAGUUGAUAAAAAAGAUAUGACUUUACGUGAAUCAAACAGUUGUAAAUAUUUGGAACGACCUACAUCUAUGAGAUACUGUAACACUCACAAUUGUUCAGAAAUUACAACACGUAAUCCACGUGUCGAUAUGAUUCAAAAUGAUGAUCCACAAUGCAAAGACAAGCUUUCGAAUUGUUUUGUAGUUUUACAAAAAACAAAUCUAUGUGCAUAUCAAUAUUACAGUGAAAACUGCUGUCAAUCUUGCAAUUCUAAUUAA